GCCGCAGAGAGAGGAAGGAAGGAAGGAAGGAAGGAGGAAGCAGGAGCGCCCCCGCAUGGCGGCCCCGUGGCUGGUGGCCCUUCUGCUGGCCUUGCUGGCCCUCCUGGGGGGGUUCUGCCUGGGCAGAUGGGUCCUCUACAUCCUGGUGACCAACUGGUGCCGGCGCCGCCUGCAGGCUGAGCUGAAGGUCCGCUCCUUUGGGUUCUUCUGGGUCCAGAACCUCAGCCUGAAGUUCCAGGAGGAGCAGCAGACCGUGGAGAUCGACCGCAUCUGGGUCUCCAGCAAACUCUUCAGCACCGAUGUGCCGCGCUACCUGGCCCUGUGUUUUGGGGAAGUGCGCGUCCGAGUGGACCUCCGUUCAAGCCCCCGGUUGCGUCCCCCAGAAUCGGAAGCCACUGACCCAACGGACGGCGACAUGGAGACGGGGCGGGCGCUCUCCUUUGGGGCCCCGCUCCUGCGGUUGCUCAGCCAGCUUUGCUCCGUCCACGUGGACUCGGUCAACGUCAUGGUCCUCCAUGUCGCGGCCUCCGAGUCCCUAUGGCACGUCCAAGUGGCCCGGGCCCGUCUCCUCUUAGACUGGGACGGAAGGAGCACGGCCUGCGAAGUGGGCUUCAGCCAGGUGAACAGCAAGGUGCUCAAGAGCAGCCGGCAGGAGGAGGCCUGCCUGGCUGAGCUGUCGUUGGCGCUCACCGUCUCGUUGGAGGUGAACCCAGGCAAGCGGCAGCUGCAGAGCGUGGGCCUUCAAGUCUGGGGUCUCCACGCCGAGCUCCACGAGGGGCUCUUCCACAGCGAGCUCCUGCGGCGCCUCGGGGACGGAGACGCUGCCACAGACCCCGUGAUCCCCGUCGAGCCGCGCCGGCCGCUGCUGACCCUCGCCAGCCUGAAAUACGUUCCUUCGCGGGUCAAGAUGGCGCUGGAGAACACCAGCCUGGUUCUGUCCAUGAACAGCCAGAAGAGGCAUCUCAACUGGACCCUGAAGCUCCUCCAGUUUGGGUACCAAUCUGACAUGGAACAGAUCCCUCUGCGCAGCUUCACCCCCACCUGCGACCUGCCCCAGAUGAGCGUCGAACUCAUCCUGGAAGACGGUCUGCUCCUCUCCCAAAGCCGCCAACGGAUCGUGUGCCUCAACCUGCUCAAGGCCAGCCUCCAGGUCAUGGCCAUCGACGUCUCCGUGGCGGUGAUGCUCAACACCUGCAUCGUCCACUACCGACACCAGGAGUUUGCCCACUGGCUGAGCGUCCUGGCCGCAGCGAGACGGGCGGCCGAACACCCGCCGUCCACCACUGUUGCCACCAAAGACAGGGACAGCAGGAUGCCCCAAAUCUUGGCGACCAUCAUCCUCAGUGCCUCAGUUUCCAACGUCAGCGUCUCGGUGCAGCUGGGCAACACGCCACCCUUUGCCCUGGGCUUCAACUCCGUAACGCUCGAUUACCAGCACCUCCGUCCCCAGAGCGUCCACCAGCGGGCCGUGCUGGCCGUGGAUCACCUCUGCUGGCGGGUGGGAGCCGACUCGCACAUCCAGCGGGCCCCGCACCCGCCCAACACCCACGUCUGGGGGGAGGCCCUCAUCCUGGACAGCUUCAACCUGCAAGGCAGUUACAACCAGCCGCUGGGCACCUCCAGUGCCCACGCCGACACCCUCUUCCUGGACUGCGCCCUCCGCGGCGUGCAGGUGGAGUCCUCGGACACGUGCGCAGAGUGCCUUUCGCGGGUCUUGCUGCUCUUACGUCCAGCGGAGGGUCCGGAGAGUCCGAACGAGGACGAGGGUGAGGCUGAGGAGGUCCCCGUUUCCCCGGUGGGUGACGAUCUCGCCGUCCUUUGGAAGGUGGACCUGAAGGUGGAGGACGUCAACCUCUUCACCUUGUCCAGCCUUGCAGGGGCGAUGGAGGUGCGGGUGGACACCCUGACCAUGCUGGGCAGCGCGGAGAGUUCCACCGUCAGCGUCCAGGGCCUGGCCUUGGCCCUGGUGCCCAGCGUCACGGAGAAGAUGCAGCCCUGCUGCAAGGCCCCCGCCAUCCCGGCCCCCGCGGCUGAACUCUCCACCUUGUCGCUCACCUACCGCAGCAGCAUCCGCUCCUUGGAGGUGCAGUGCGGAGAAAGCCUGAGUGUCCUCUGGACUCCCACCACUCAUAUGUACCUCUUCCAGCACCUUUUGGCCACUAAACAGUGCUACGAAUCCCUGGUCAGCAUUGCAUCCCUGCGGCCGCCGCUCCCCUCCCCGCCUCCCGAGGGACCCGAAGGUUCACCCCUCCCUGACGAGGCUGCGCCCCCUCCUCGGAGACUGCUUGGCCUGACCCUCGAACUGGGUGCCCUCAAGGCCACAGCGUUCGUCUCAGAGAGCAACUACUUGAGCUUGGCGGCCGAGCGAGUGGUGAUCAGCCGUCAUGGACCCUCCCUCCAUGCCUACUGCCCGGGUUUGGCGGCUGGUUUCGACGGUAACAGCAUCUUCGUCUUCAAGGAGAUGGAAUUCCAAGCUGUGCCUGAACUGGAGGAAAUGAUCCUCCAUCGAGGUCCCUUCCCCUUGCUGGGAACUUUGCGUAACCGCGUCUGGGCCCUCUCUUGCGCCAGCGUCACGGUUGAGUUCCCCUAUCAGUACGACUUUUCGGCCACUUUGGAUGAGGCCUUGGGUGUACAGAAGUGGUUGAAAGGUCUCCAUGGCGGUGGCAGCAUCAGUGUCAGCGUGGACCCUGCUCUGCCCGCUCCGCUCCCACCAGACCUCCUCCUCAAAGUCCAGCACUUCUCUUGGGUUUUCCUAGACGAUGUCUUUGAGGUCAAGCUGCGGGACAACUAUGAGCUAAUGAAGGACGAGAGCAAGGAGAGCACCAAGCGGCUGCAGCUCCUGGAUGCCAAGGUGGCCGCCCUCCGGAAGCAGCACGGCGAGCUCCUCCCGGCCCGCAAGAUCGAGGAGCUCUAUGCCUCCCUCGAGAAGAAGAACAUCGAGAUCUACAUCCAGCGCUCACACCGCCUCUAUAGCAACACCCCGAUGCGCAAGGCCCUCCUCACCUGGACCAUGGCUGGACUCGAGCUCACCGCCCUGGCCAGCGAGAACUUUCACGGCCCCGAAAAGGUCCUGGAGCAGAUCCGGGAGCUGGAUGCCGCCAGUCCCUUCCCGUCCGAGGGGCUGGACCUCAUCACUCACUGGUGCCGCAUGGUCAAGGGCAGUGUCCAGACCUUCUUUGUACGGAUCCGGGACUAUCCCCGGUACCUGUUUGAAAUCCGGGACUGGCGUCUUUCAGGGCGCCUCGCUGGGGCCGAACAGCGAGGCCAACCUUGUUCCCGCCGGCGGCAAAUCCUGAAACUCGGGGCACCUUGGGGUGAUGUAUCGGUGGAGAGGAACAUGCCGCCGUUAAAGUUCUACCAUGACUUCCACUCUGAUGUCUACCAGUACACCAUUGUGUGGGGUCCCUGCUGGGACCCAGCCUGGACUCUGGUGGGCCAGGCCAUCGACCUGCUGACCAAGCCCUCCGAGGACCCCAGCCCGCCCCUGCCCUGGUGGGACAAGAGCCGAUUGCUCCUCCACGGCGACUGGCACAUGGACAUUGAGCAGGCCAGCCUGCACCAAGUGGCCACAGAGGACCCCUACAACACCACGGAGAACAUGCACUGGGAGUGGAGCCACCUCUCCUUCCAUUGGAAGCCUGGGCAGUUUGUCUUCAAGGGGGAUCUGGAUGUCAACGUCCGGACGGCGUCCAAGUACGACGACUGCUGCUUUCUCCACCUGCCCCAGCUCUGCAUGACACUGGACCUCACCUGGCUCUGCCACGGCAACCCCAGUGACCACCACAGCGUGGUCCUCCGCUCACCGGACUUCCUCCCCGAGGUCCCCGUCGGCCAGCAGUACGACUCCUACCGGGCCUUCCGCUCGGAGAACCUCAACCUGGCCAUCCGCAUGGACCUGACGCGGCCCACCGGGGAUCCCUCACAGCCCCGCAUCCUCCUCUACAGCAGCACCUUGCGCUGGAUGCAGAACUUCUGGGCCACCUGGACCAGCGUCACGAGGCCCAUCUGCCGCGGCAAGCUCUUCAGCAACCUCAAGCCGGUCAAGAAGAAGCUGGGGCAGCAUUACCGGCAGCUCUCCUUCACCGCCCUCUUCCCCAAACUCCAGGUCCACUAUUGGGCCUCGUUUGCUCAGCAGCGCGGCAUCCAGCUGGAGUGCGGCCAGGGGCACAUCUUCACCCGCGGCACACAGCGGCUCAUACCCCAAGCCGGGACGGUCAUGCGGCGCCUGAUCUCAGAGUGGAGCAUCACCCAGAUGGUGAGCGACCUGGGCCUGGUGACCGUCCACCUCAUGGCCUCCACCUGCGAUGAGAACGCUGACCACCGCUUGGACUCCCUGGUCAAGAAGACGCACCUGCUCAGCCUGUCCUCGCUCACUUACCAAAGACACAGCCUCCGCACGGCCGAGGAGGAGCUCUCCAUCCGUGAGGGGGAAGACGGCUACCACACGCACCAACUCCAGUUGGUGGACCUGCGGGCCUCCUGGACUACCACCAACCGGGACAUCGCCUUCGGCCUCUAUGACAGUUACAAGAAGGCGGCCGUCCUCAAGCGCAACCUCUCCACCGAGGCCCUGAAGGGGCUGAAGAUUGACCCGCAAGGGCCAGCCAAGAAGGUCAAGAGGGGUGGCUCUGGUGCCCAAUUGCCGACGCCGCUGAGGGUCAUCCUGCCCGCAGACAACAGCCAGACCGAGCGGAGACCUUCCGGAGGAGCCCACAUGCUGCAGAAGCUCAUAGAGGAGACCGACAAGUUUGUGGUCUUCACGGAAGAGGAGUCCGGCGUCAGCGAACAGCUCUGCGGGAUUGCCGCCUGCCAGACGGAUGACAUUUUCAACCGGAACUGCCUUAUCGAACUGGUCAACUGCCAGAUGGUGCUCCGUGGGGCAGAGACGGAGGGCUGCGUGAUUGUCUCGGCGGCCAAGGCCCAGCUACUCCAGUGCCAGCACCACCCGGCCUGGUACGGGGACACGCUCAAGCAGAAGACCUCCUGGACCUGCCUCCUGGACGGCAUGCAGUAUUUCGCCACCACCGAGAGCGGGCCUUCUGAGCACGAGGACAUCCAGCUCUGGCUAGAGGUGAAGAAUAUUGAGGAGCACCGGCAGCGGAGCCUGGACUCAGUGCAAGAGCUGAUGGAGAGCGGUCAAGCGGUGGGCGGGAUGGUCAGCACCACCACAGACUGGAACCAGCCCCACGAGGUCCAGCCCACGCAGCAGGUCCAGCGCAUCAUCUCCCGCUGCAACUGCCGCAUGUACUACAUCAGCUACAGCCACGACAUCAACCCAGAGCUGGCCUCGCAGAUCAAGCCGCCCGAGGUGCCCCUCCACCCGGAGAAGGACGACCUCCUCAAGAAACGGGAAGGGGCCGUGGACACUUUCACUCUCAUCCACCAUGACCUGGAGAUCUCCACCAAUCCGGCGCAGUACGCCAUGAUCCUGGACAUCGUCAACAACCUCCUCCUCCACGUCGAGCCCAAGCGCAAGGAGCACAGCGAGAAGAAGCAGCGCGUCCGCUUCCAGUUGGAGAUCUCCAGCAACCCCGAGGAGCAGCGCAGCAGCAUCCUCCACCUCCAGGAGGCCGUCCGGCAACACGUGGCCCAGAUCCGGCUCCUGGAGAAGCAGAUGUACUCCGUCCUGAAGUCCCUGCAGGACGACGGCCGGAACGAAGCCUUGCUUGACCACAACCAGAGGCUGCAGCAACAGCUGAGCCGGGAGAAGUCCGAACUGCAGCAGGAAAGCGAGGAAUUGAACAUCCUUAUCAGGUGCUUCAAGGACUUCCAGUUGCAGCGGGCCAACAAGAUGGAGCUGCGAAAACAACCCGAGGACGUCGGCGUGGUGCGCCGGACCGAGUUCUACUUCGCCCAGGCCCGGUGGCGGCUGACCGAGGAGGACGGCCAGCUAGGCAUCGCCGAACUGGAGCUGCAGCGCUUCCUCUAUAGCAAGGUGAACAAAUCGGAUGAUACGGCCGAGCAUCUUCUCGAAUUGGGUUGGGUCACCAUGAACAAUCUCCUCCCCAAUGCCGUCUAUAAGGUAGUCCUCCGGCCACAGAGCGCCUGCCAAUCCGGCCGCCAACUGGCCUUGCGGAUCUUCAGCAAAGUCCGGCCACCGGUGGGCGGCAUCUCCAUCAAAGAACACUUCGAGGUCAACGUGGUGCCCCUCACCAUCCAGCUGACCCACCAGUUCUUCCACCGCAUGAUGGGCUUCUUCUUCCCCGGCCGUAAUGUGGAGGAGGAGGAAGUCGGGGACGAAGAGGACAAGUCCAAGCUAGUGACCACAGGGAUGCCAGUGGUCAAGCCGCGGCAACUGAUGGUCUCCGAUGAUUCACUGGGUCCAGGGAAAGGCAUGUCCCAAGGCCUGAACCGGACGUCGGGUGUCCGGCGGUCACUACGGAAGCCCCCCGAAUACCCAGUGGACGACAUUGACAAGAUGAAGGAGCGGGCCGCCAUGAACAACUCCUUCAUCUACAUCAAGAUCCCGCAAGUGCCGCUCUGCGUCAGCUACAAGGGAGAGAAGAACAGCGUCGACUGGGGAGACCUCAACCUGGUGCUUCCGUGCCUCGAAUACCACAACAACACAUGGACCUGGCUGGACUUCGCCAUGGCGGUCAAGCGAGACAGCCGCAAGGCCUUGGUGGCCCAGGUCAUCAAAGAGAAGCUGCGGCUCAAGCCGGCGUCCGGCACUGACCUGCGGGGCAAACCGGACACCAAACUCGAGGGCCACGUCCAGCAGCAGGAGGAAGACGAGAAGGCCCGGCUCCUGAUCGGCCUGAGCGUCGGCGACAAGAACCCCGGAAAGAAGUCCAUUUUCGGCCGGCGCAAAUGAACGAUGGGGGGGGGGGGGG
Messenger RNA from Anolis sagrei ordinatus, 6833 nucleotides. NCBI's taxonomy places the organism in Eukaryota, Metazoa, Chordata, Lepidosauria, Squamata, Anolidae. The record is from RefSeq and is a predicted model, not a curated record.